AUGUUUCGCAAAGCAGUUCACGACCACUCGUCUGCAAAACCCUUGCAUCCUAGUAAUCGCGUAUUGAAUACCAAUAAUUAUACAGCCACCAAGCAGUCUUCGCCGAUUGCUGGAACCAAACGAAAACUCGAUGUGGCUCAUGGGGGCCAGUCUGCCUUGGGAUCUCUCCACAACGCUGUGUAUUUUGAUGAAAAUGAUUUCGACGACGAUGACGAUCUGGAUUUCGAAAUAUCUACUCCGCUGAGUCGGAGUCAGAAUGCCGUGCAAGCGUCAACCGAAACGAUAAUCUUAUCUUCGUCAAGUGAGAACUAUCCAAACGCCUCGAAUACCAAUGCCAAUACAAAGUUAGAUUUUAGUGCAAAGGACGCCCAAAAUGACAUUAAAUACCCUGAACUCCCACAGCUGGAUGACAUGUCUCAGGAGCAGCUCCCACCCAGUAGUGUACCAAUUCCAUGGUCCUCAUCACCAGUUUCACACCAUCAGCCCCCCCAACAAAAGCGCCGGAAAUUACCUUGGGAGCAGCAGCAAACCGAUACUAACGCUGACCGCUACGAUCCGAUUACUCCUGCAGCGACGAAGAAGACAUCACACAAGGCAGAAAUGCCUUGGAACAAAACUGCAAGCACGGUGAAAGACGAGCAAAAGGAAUUGAGAAAACUAAACAAAAAGCGACUGGCUGCUGUAGCAGACACCCAUAACUACAAACCACAGGCAAGGGUUGCCUCACUUUUCUUGAGCGAUGAACAGCGGGCUGUUCUCGAGGCUGUUGUCGAACGGGGGAAAAGCAUAUUUUUUACGGGAUCGGCGGGAACCGGUAAAUCCGUUCUUAUGCGAGAGAUCAUUAAGAAGCUGCGGGAUAAAUAUAGGAGGGAGCCCGACCGUGUUGCAGUGACUGCAUCCACUGGUCUUGCUGCUUGCAACAUUGAAGGUGUUACGUUGCACAGCUUUGCUGGUAUUGGACUGGGCAAAGAAUCAGCGGCGGAACUUGUGAAGAAGGUGAGGAAAAACCCGAAAGCUCGGAACCGUUGGUUACGCACGAAGGUUCUUAUUAUCGAUGAAGUUUCCAUGGUGGAUGGUGACCUCUUUGAUAAACUAGAAGAGAUUGCCAGGCGUAUCAGAAACAAUGGAAGACCGUUCGGUGGAAUUCAGUUAAUUGUUACUGGAGACUUUUUCCAGCUGCCGCCAGUACCAGACUCAUCAAACCGCGAUGUUAAAUUUGCCUUCAACGCGGCCACCUGGAAUACCUCUAUCCAACAUACCAUCUUAUUAACGCAUGUCUUCCGGCAAAAAGACCCGGUGUUUGCUGAGAUGUUAAAUGAGAUGAGAUUAGGAAAGAUAUCUCCGAGAACGAUUGAGGCGUUCAAAAAGCUUUCACGCCCGCUGGAUUUCCAUGAUGCACUAGAUGCUACCGAAUUAUUUCCUACCCGUGCGGAAGUGGAAAAUGCCAAUGGACUGCGCAUGGGCAGACUUUCGGGUGAAGUGUUGACAUUCCACGCCCAGGAUUCUGGAACUAUUCAAGACAUUCAAAUGCGCGAGAGAUUACUUUCUAACUGCAUGGCUCCACAAGUUAUCCACUUGAAAAAAGGGGCUCAAGUUAUGCUCAUAAAAAACAUGGAGGACACCCUAGUCAACGGUUCCCUUGGGAAAAUUGUUGCAUUCAUGGAUGAGGCAACGUUCGAUUAUUAUAGGAACAAUGAGGAUGAGUUCACUGGAGAUGGCAAAGACGGCAGUGGGGACGAAGCAACCAGUCAAGCUCGUAAGAGGAUUCGAGCUCUCGCACAUGUGAAAGACGGCGGUAUAAGUACGAGCCGCAAGUGGCCUCUGGUUUGCUUCACUCAGCCAGAUGGAACCGAAAGGCAUCUUCUUUGUCAGCCAGAAACUUGGAAGAUAGAAUUACCCAACGGCGAAGUCCAGGCUCAGCGCUCACAGGUGCCGUUAAUUCUAGCAUGGGCCCUUUCCAUCCACAAGGCCCAGGGACAGACUCUGCCCCGAGUCAAGGUCGAUUUAGGUCGAGUUUUCGAGAAGGGGCAAGCUUAUGUCGCGCUUAGUCGAGCCACAUCCCAGGCUGGUCUUCAGGUGACAGGGUUUGAUCCACGAAAAGUCAUGGUGCACUCGAAAGUCGUUGAAUUCUACACUAAUCUCUCUAAUAUCAACUCUGUGGUCAGACGGAAGACAUCCAACGGUGCCAAAAAUGCCACGAGCGAGGGGACGAAAGUGGAGGAACUUGACGAUGACUUUGAUGAGCAAGGCAGUGAAUACAUAUCUGGUUUCGUGUGA
Talaromyces atroroseus is the source of this 2277-nucleotide messenger RNA. RefSeq names its product ATP-dependent DNA helicase PIF1. NCBI's taxonomy places the organism in Eukaryota, Fungi, Ascomycota, Eurotiomycetes, Eurotiales, Trichocomaceae. Gene Ontology annotation, molecular function: DNA helicase activity; ATP hydrolysis activity. The transcript has 3 exons. Gene Ontology annotation, biological process: telomere maintenance; DNA repair. The record is from RefSeq and is a predicted model, not a curated record. Bases 1 to 2277 code for a protein of 758 amino acids.